CGCGGUCCAAGGCUACGGUUGACGGUCAAGAUCGGAGAAAAAAAAAACGGAACACAAGAGGGUGACGGACGUGGUAGCCAGUCGACCAGGGAAGCUAUUGCGCGAUUUUCGGUGGUGAUAACGGUGCGCCUCGAUCGGUGAGGGUCGAUAUAAAUUCGGCGGAAAAGACGGGCAACCAUGAGAAUAAUCGCGCCAGUUUUCUUGGUCCUCGGACUCGCUCUGUACGUUCAUUGCGCGGAGGAGAACAAGCCGAAGGAGGAUGACAUCGGCAUUCUGGAGUGUAUGUUCACGGACCACGCGGGAAAUUGCCUCAGGACAAGACUGGCCCGCGACCUGGACCAGAUCGAGUUGGAAAUUACCGGGAAGAAAAGCGAGCCGCCGAUGAGCGCGGUAGUCGAACAAGCUGGCAAUAUCAUCGCUGAGGUCGUUGAUGAUCUGCAGGAGAAUGGUGCGGAAGAAAUCGUAGAAGAGGACGACGCUCAGGACAAUAUAGAAGAGGCGAGGAAAAAGAAGUUCAGCAAGAAGAAGCUGAAACAUUUGCAGAAAAUUCUGGCAUUGGUGAUGCUGCUGAAAGCGAAAUUCAGCCUGUUGCUGCAACUGAUAAGCACCCACUUCCAGUUCAAGUUCUUCAUCAUCGCUGUCAUCUCGUUGAUACUGAACGCCGCCAGGUUCUGGAUAGAGAUCAAGAAGAAUAAUCCUUCCAAGGUUAUCUACUACGAGCAUGCACAGCAUCAGCAUCACUACGAUCACGAUGAUCACGAGCAUGGUUAUUGGGGAAGAUCGUCGAACGAAACGCCUCAGGAACUUGCUUACCGCGCUUACAUACCCAAGGACUGACAUCAAGAUCGCAUAAAUUUGACCGAGGAGACGGUCCUUUUGCGCAAGAAACAUCAAAGAAGAAUCGAACGAUGAUACAAAUUUCAUCGCAAAAUGAUUAUCGUCUCAUCGUUCUUUUAAUUUUAUAUAGUUAACAACUUAGACAGGUAUUCAUAGUCGGUUCUUAUUUUAA
This is a messenger RNA of Temnothorax curvispinosus, 1009 nucleotides long. RefSeq lists its product as uncharacterized. Lineage: Eukaryota; Metazoa; Arthropoda; Insecta; Hymenoptera; Formicidae. The transcript has 2 exons. The record is from RefSeq and is a predicted model, not a curated record. The coding region runs from base 178 to 837 and encodes 219 amino acids.